AUGCUCGUUCGAACGCGCUGUUGUACCAAGCGAUUCUACCAGCUGAAUCUGCGGUGGACUUCCAGUCUGUCCUCUGUCAGGACCCCCAAGGACUACAUUAUCGGUCAGGAGGGAGCCAAGAAGACGCUCUCAGUUGCGGUCUUUAACCAUUACCGCCGUAUUGAGCCACUCUUAUCGCCCCCGCCAGUCCCAGAGCCGCCCGCUUCUGCGGAGGCCAUUCCGGCCCCGCCUUUGCCCCAUGAGGACUAUAUCAACUGGGAUAGACCUGGUUUUGAGUCGGCUUACGAUCAGCCGCAACGUGACGCCACGCGCGUCGUGGGAGCUGAGGGGGGCUCCGACCCCACCUUGACCCACAACCAUGUGUUGUCGCGCGAAGAGCGGUGGGCUCGAGGUGACGGAUACUUUUCAUCUCUUCGGCCGCCGACGCUUCUAGGCAAGAUAACAGACGGGGAUGCGGCUGAGCCGGAGAAGCCUGUCCGGGGUCGCCGACGAAAGAGUACAGAGGAGGAUCAGCGAUCCGCUAAUGAGAUCACAGAGGAGGAAGUAAAGUUGGAGAAAGCUCGCAAAGACGAAGCUCGAGCUGCUGAAGAAGCACGGCUCGAAGAGGAAGCUCAGGCCAAGUAUGCGGCGGCCGUCAAGAGCAGCAUUCAGGGCACCCCCACUCACGAAGACCCUCACGUUGUCGUUGAGAAGAGCAAUGUCCUCAUGAUGGUGGGCAUUAUCCACAUCGAUGAGGUCGACAAGUUGGCACGACGCGGCGGCAACGAGUUUGGGACGUGGGGCGGAGGUCGCGAUGUUGGUGGUGAGGGUGUACAGCAAGCUCUGUUGCGCAUUCUAGAGGGGACUAGCGUGACGAUCUCGGCGAAGAACGCGCCCAUCAGUUCCAAUGCACCAACAGCUUCCUCGCCCCCUUCGACAGUGACCGCUGGCAGUUCCAAGACCGAGUCCAAUCCGUACGCUAACGACCCGCCUCCUUGGGACCCCAACAAUCCCAUGAAUCGCAGCUUCGGCGCAUCGCCUGGCCCAAAGAAGGGCGUCCGUGAGGGCCUUCCGGGUUACACCGCUGGUCCUAAUGGUACCAACAUCCUCUUCAUUCUCUCAGGUGCUUUUGUCGGGCUGGAGAACAUCAUCUCCAAGCGUCUGGGCAAGGGCGUAUGUCUCUUUCUGGGUGCUCAGCUGACAGCCACUUCGAACGACUUGAAGGAUUACGGACUGAUCCCCGAGUUCCUCGGCCGUCUGCCAGUCGUAUCCUCUCUCCAUGCUUUGGAGGUGGAAGACCUCGUACGCAUUCUCACAGAACCUCGGAACGCUCUCAUCAAGCAAUAUCAAGCACUGUUCAGGCGGUACGGGUCCGAGCUUGUUUUCACUCGCAGAGCGCUCCGGGCUAUUGCGCAGGAGGGUCUCGACCGAGGAGGUGGUGCCCGUGGACUCCGUGGAGUCCUUGAGGAGAUACUUGUUGAUGCCAUGUUCGAGGUGCCUGGUUCUGUGAGUGACAGUAGAGUGUGCAUUGCUGACGAGCAGGGUGUUCAGCACUGUCUGAUUACCGCCUCAACUGCACAGGGUCGCGAGCCUGCCAUGUACUUUUCCCGUGGCCAGCGGCAUGCGCUCACCGAAGUGCUGGAAGCAGAAGAUGGUAUCCGCCGCCGCGCCCCAGAGAUUGACCUUGGCGAUGAUGAGAAACUGAGAGCUGUUGGGUGA
Molecule: messenger RNA, 1698 nt
Organism: Trichosporon asahii var. asahii CBS 2479
Lineage: Eukaryota; Fungi; Basidiomycota; Tremellomycetes; Trichosporonales; Trichosporonaceae
Product: ATP-dependent Clp protease ATP-binding subunit
Exons: 7
Coding region: 1-1698 (565 amino acids)
Biological process (GO): protein catabolic process; proteolysis
Cellular component (GO): mitochondrial matrix
Molecular function (GO): ATP hydrolysis activity; ATP binding
Source: RefSeq, a predicted model, not a curated record